Messenger RNA from Pyricularia oryzae 70-15, 1867 nucleotides. RefSeq lists its product as uncharacterized. The coding region runs from base 204 to 1637 and encodes 477 amino acids. The record is from RefSeq and is a predicted model, not a curated record. NCBI's taxonomy places the organism in Eukaryota, Fungi, Ascomycota, Sordariomycetes, Magnaporthales, Pyriculariaceae. The transcript is spliced from 2 exons.
CUCGGGUUUUGAAACUCAGCCAAUAUAAGGUUGAAAAGCUCCGCAUUUGAACACGAAUUUUCUCGAAAAGAAAAACAAAAGAAAACGCCACGCUGGAUUGAUUAAACUUAUAUUUGACACCAUCCGUAGCCGUUUGCUUCAAUCCUGUCUUGUUCGUACCCAACCUCGUUCGUUCAAAGCACGACACCAAACAAAUAGCCACCAUGUCGAAGCCACAAAUCAUCCCCAUGCAUUCGUACGAUGCAAUGCCUGUUUUCGCGAAUAUGGUUUUGACCAUUAUGCUCAAAUACGACCACGUGCUUGAUCCUAUCAUGUUGAAAAACGCCAUGGUCGAACUGGUUGACAGAGACGGCUGGCGGAAACUCGGGGCCCGGCUCAAGUAUGAGAAAGGCAAUUUUAUCUACCACGUGCCGGCCGCAUUCAGCGAGGCCUGCCCGGCCAUAACCUUUUCGCACGUACAUUACGACACCCCUAUGGCCGAACACCCGGCAGCACGGAAUAUCCCGACCUCUCGACCGGCGCACGACCGGCCGACGGUGGUGAUGGACCUGGAACCCCUGGCCCCGCUAGUUCGGCGGGCGGAUGCCCCGGCCACGCGGCGCGAGUUUAUCGACCGCGGCCUGCCGCAGCUGGAGCUGCACGUAGUCACCUUUCGCGACGGCACCACCGUCGGCGUCAGCUGCCUGCAUUCGCUGCUGGACGGCACGGCGCUGGGCAUGUCCGGGCUGCUGGGCGCGUGGAUGCUCGUGCUGCAGGGGCGCGGCGCCGAGGUUCCCGAGACGUGCGGCUUCGACCGCGACCCGCUGCGCAACCUCGCUGCGCUGCACAAGCCCUCGGACCCGCCGUACCGGCACGCGCGCCAGGUCAGCAGCCUGCUGGGCUCGAUGGUGUGGGCGCUGCGGCGCGCCUGGGAGGUCUGGUGCGAGCCGGCCGAGGAGACGCGCAUGGUGCGCGUGCCGGGGCGGUUCGUGGAGCGGCUGAGGCAGACGGCGCUGGAGCGGCUCGCGGGCGGCGGUGACAAGCCGGCGUGGGUCAGCGAGGGCGACGUGCUGGUGGCGUGGUGGAGCCGCUACGCCACGCUGCACAUGCCGCCGAGCCGGCCGGUGAUGCUGACCAUAGCGUACAACAUGCGCAAGGCGCUGGCGGGCGUGCUGCUGCCGCCGGCCGACGAGCGCAAGGUCUUCCUGUCCAACUGCGCGACGGGGCUGAUGGUGCACACGACGGCCGGGGCGCUGGCCGGCGAUCCCGCCCCGACGGCGGCCGAGGUGCGCCGGUCUCUCCAGGACACGGGGACGGCGGAGCAGCUGGCGGCCAUGCAUGCCGCGUGUCUACCGGACCCCCGCAGCCAGCUGACCAGUCGCCUGGUCGGCUCGCCCUGGGGCGACAUGCUCAUAUGCAGCAACUGGACGCAGGCCGAGUUUUUCCACAUCGACGUCGCGCCGGCGGUGGUCGGCGGCGCCGAGGGUAAAGUGGUGCCGAGCUUUAUAAGCUACCGCACCGACAGCCGGGCCUGGGCGAUGCGUAAUGCACACAUCAUCGAGGGCAAGGACGCGCAGGGCGACUACUGGCUUGCCGGGACGUUGCGCAAGGGGCUGUGGGAUAGGGUUGAGGCGGCACUGGAGAGCGAGAGGUUGUAAGUGAGUUCAGAAUGAGCGGCAAAGGAUGUUUUGGCAUCUCACUGGGAUGGGCAGGGACAGUAUGGGAUGGGAUCAAAUGUAACUUUAUUGUCGGAAAACUUUUGAGACAAACCAAAAAACCUAAUCGAGUGAAAAGAGAAAAAAACAAAAACAAAAGAAAAACAGAGAUGAACAAGUGACAAGACAAACGAAGCGAUAAAACAAUCAAAUUGAACACGCUUGCCCCUCCC